AUGAUGGAUAACCGUUUUGCUACAGCACUAGUGAUUGCCUGCGUUCUCAGCCUCAUCUCCACCAUCUAUAUGGCAGCUUCCAUUGGCACUGACUUUUGGUACGAAUACCACACCCUGUCCCCAGCUGAGAAUGUUAGUGAAGCUGGUAGGACCAUCUGGGAGGAAUUUGUCAGCGAAGAGGCGGAUGAGAAGACCUACACAGAUGCGCUCUUCCGGUGCAACGGCACGGUUGGAUUGUGGCGGAGGUGUAUCACUGUGCCCAAAAACUCUCACUGGUACAGCCCACCAGAAACUGAUAUGACUACAAACUGCAUCAGUUUUUCCCUCUCUGAUCAGUUUAUGGAAAAGUACAUAGAGCCUGGAAAUCACAAUAGUGGCACGGAUUUGAAUCGAACUUAUCUCUGGCGAUUGCAGUUUCUCCUGCCCUUUGUCAGCCUUGGCCUCAUGUGCUUUGGGGCUCUGAUUGGGCUCUGUGCUUGUGCCUGUCGCAGCCUCUACCCUGCCAUUGCCACUGGAGUCCUCCAUUUCCUAGCAGGGCUUUGUACGCUGGGCCUGGUUGGCUGCUACGUAGCUGGGAUUGAGCUGCUCCAUCAGAAGCUGCCCCUGCCUGAUGACGUGAGGGGUGAAUUUGGCUGGUCCUUCUGCCUAGCCUGUGUCUCGGCACCUUUGCAGUUCAUGGCAGCUGCUCUUUUCAUCUGGGCGGCUCGCACCAACAGAAAGGAAUUCACUCUCUUGAAAGCCUACCGUGUAGCAUGAGUGCCGCUACCAAAGUAGCGGAUUUCCGUGUUACAGCCUCUUCUCUCCCCAGCCCUUACUACUUUUUUCUUUUAGUCAGAAUUUUACCUUGUACUGCAUGUUUCUUGCCAGUUGAGACAAUUUAGCCUGCAGGCCCUGAAGACAAAGACCUCUGGGCUAAAUGACCAAACUCUGCCAGAAGUCUGCA
Opisthocomus hoazin is the source of this 943-nucleotide messenger RNA. NCBI's taxonomy places the organism in Eukaryota, Metazoa, Chordata, Aves, Opisthocomiformes, Opisthocomidae. The record is from RefSeq and is a predicted model, not a curated record.